Entrophospora sp. SA101 is the source of this 164-nucleotide messenger RNA. Lineage: Eukaryota; Fungi; Glomeromycota; Glomeromycetes; Entrophosporales; Entrophosporaceae. The record is from the annotation of a GenBank genome assembly.
AAAUGGAUAAUGAUAAAAUUAUUUUAGAUGUUGUUGAAGAAACAUCUACACCUGAUGAUAAUAUAGAAGGUGAUGAAGAGUUAAAUUGGACUGCAGUCUGGACUGAACCAUUGGUGUUUUUCGGACCAUUUUCAAAACUGACAGUUUGGUCUGACUUUAAAUAA